UGGCUGACAAAGAGGAACAAGAAGGCUCUCUGUGAAGCACUUGAAAAGAUUAAAUCAGAGCUUAUGUUGCUGGGUUUCAUAUCGCUGCUACUAACGGUAACACAAGGGCUCAUUUCAGAAAUCUGCGUGCCAAAGUCAGUUGCUGCCUCGUGGCACCCUUGCAACAAGAAGCAAGAGGAGAAGAAGUACGGCGGUGACGAAGAUUUAGACACCGGCGAGUAUUACGACCGGAGGAAGCUUCUUUCUUUUCUGGGCUCCGGCGAAAGUCAUCGCCGUGCUUUGGCCGCUAAAGACUACGACAACUGUGCUAAGGAGGCACGGAAAGGCUCCGUUGGUUUCCAAUUAUGGUAUCCACCAGCUCCACAUUUUCAUUUUUAUAUGAGAAAAUGGAAAGCUUGGGAAAAGGAAACAAAGACAGCUGAGUACCAGUACACACACGAUCCAGAGAGAUUCAGGUUCACAAGAGAGACUUCGUUUGGGCGAAGGCACUUGAAUUUCUGGAGCCACUCAUCCUUUCUUCUCUGGAUAUCGUGUUUCUUCAGGCAGUUCGUUAGAUCUGUUGCCAAGGUUGAUUACUUGACUCUCCGCCAUGGAUUCAUUGCUCCCUACAAUUUGGCUUUUUGCAGUGGUGUUCCUACUGUUCAACACCCAUGGAUGGCACUCCUACCUCUGGCUACCCUUCGUCCCCCUGAUUGUAAGCAUUAUUUCCACAUAAUUAUUCUUCUGGUUGGAACAAAGCUCCAAGUUAUCAUAACAAAGAUGGGGUUGAGAAUCCAGAAGCAAGGGGAAGUGAUCAAAGGAGUCCCGGUGGUUCGGCCCGGUGAUGAGCUCUUCUGGUUCAACCGUCCCCGCCUCCUCCUCUAUCUCAUCCACUUCGUUCUCUUUCAAGUAAGUUUUUCACUUAGUGAAAUUAACCCCCCCGUUAUGAAUUUGGCCUACAUUCUUGUUUUCAUGAAAAGUGGAAGACAUAGUCACCAGAGUAACAAUAGGGGUCCUAGUACAAAUAAUUUGCAGCUACGUGACUCUCCCACUCUAUGCCUUGGUCACCCAGGUGAGAGAUUCUGA
Molecule: messenger RNA, 1065 nt
Organism: Thlaspi arvense
Lineage: Eukaryota; Viridiplantae; Streptophyta; Magnoliopsida; Brassicales; Brassicaceae
Source: the annotation of a GenBank genome assembly